AUGAGUGAGAGAGAGAAAGGUGAUCAUGGGAAGAAUCCUGGCAAAUCAAGUGAAGAACUUGACAUUCUUCAAAGAAGUAAUAAGAGGAAUAAAGGUGAGGGAGAUCAGUUUUCAAAUGAUGUAUCUAUGAUACCUAGACAUGAAGGUUGGAUGGAAGAUGAGAAUGGCCAACGUUCAACCUGGAGGGAAAUUCUGAUGCGUCAUAAUGGAGAAGAUGAUGAAUGGGAAGGAGAGGCGUCUGCCGAGGAAGACUCAGAUGGGGAGGAACCUGCUGAGGAAAAGGAUGUCAACCAUGGAGGAAUUAAGAUGUGGGAGGAAGAUGAUGGGCGUACUUAUUUUAGUUGCACCAAAAGAGCAAGGAAGAGAAUGAGGAAACCUUGGGAGAAAGCUCUGAUUGUUAAACUCCUUGGGAAGAAAAUUGCGGUGGAGUUUAUGAAGAAAAAAAUAAAUGUCUUAUGGGCUAGAAAAGGCAAAAUCAAUGUCACUGAUAUUGGUAAUGACUUUUUCGUAGUCCAGUUUAGUGAGAAGGAUGAUCUCAAUUUUGCGUUGAACGGUGGUCCAUGGAUUGUUUUGGGUCAUUAUUUAUCGUUGAGGAAGUGGGAACCAACUUUCAAACCUAAUAGUGCUGGAAUUGCUAAGAUUGCUGCUUGGAUUCGUCUACCGGAUAUUCCCAUUGAAUUCUAUGAUGAAGCUUUUUUUAGAAGGAUUGGAAACUGGUUAGGCAAGAUGAUCAAGGUAGACAGCAAUACAAAUGCUCAUGUAAGAGGACGGUUUGCAAGAAUAUGUGUGGAACUGGACCUAUCUCAGCCAUUAAAGGGUGAUUAUGUGCUGGAAGGAUUUACCAAACAAAUUGAGUAUGAAGGAUUAGGGCUCAUUUGUUUUGGUUGUGGGAAAUAUGGACAUAGCACCGAGAAUUGUUCAGCUGAUCCAAAGCAACGCAGUUCAUCCGAUAUUCAUAAUGACGAUCAAAUUCAUCAAGAGGAACCUGGCAACUCAGAAUUCCAUCGAAGCAAAGGAUUGGGACCUUGGAUGGUUGUUAACCGUCAACGCAGGAGCCGGCAACCUCCUCAGACGGCCGGUGCAGUCCAGCCAGACGCUACUGGACCUAUUAAUGAGGAGGAUCAUAAUCAAAUAAUUAAUUCUGUUACUCCUCAUAUGGGGGCCCCUCAGUUUGAAAUUCCUCAGAAAAUAUGGACUAAAUCCAAAAAGUCCAAAGAUACCCCUAGGACUAAAUCAACGGUUCCUACUAUGCAUGCGGCUCAUUCUUCAAGCACGGGUAAGAGGUGUCCAGUCCAGAGUGAAAAUCGUGAAGAUCAUACUCCCAUUCCACCAUCUCCAUCAAUUGCUACUCCCAUGGCGGUUAGUCCUAUGCAAGCAAAUCAACAUGAUCAGGAAAAUGGGAUGAGAGCAGAUAGCACUUUGAACCAGAAUCAAGAGCAGUUAUAUGACACAUUUCAUAAAACUGGUCCUGAUAUAUUAAUUGACAACAGCAGCGACAUCCAAAAUCCUGAAACCUCAACCAUCUCUACGUGCAUGGAGGUGGACAGAGUUCACCAGGAAGAUAUUUCAAGAAUGAAGGAUGCAAGAACCUUGGAGGGAGCAGUGAAACCCCAGUUUCAAAAAUCGCUUUUUCUGUUUACUAGGAAAUAUAAGCCUAGUAUUGUAGUGAUUCUAGAACCUCGGUGUAGUGGUCAAAAAGCUUCUGACAUUAUCCGAAAAUCUGGGUUUAAGCAUGCUUUUGUUCAAGAGGCAGAAGGUUACUCAGGGGGUAUUUGGAUCCUCUGGAAUGAUGAGACUGGUCUCGUUGAAAUUGUUAAUCACACAAAACAGUUUGUUCAUUUUAAAGUUCAGAAUUUUCAUGUUCCUUCCUUUUCUUGCACGGCAGUUUAUGCGAGUCCUAGGGAAGAAAAUAGAAAGGAGCUAUGGGAUGAUCUGCUAAACAUUAGUAUCCAUUGUAAUAGGCCGUGGUUGGUGGCUGGGGAUUUUAAUGAAAUACUGCUGGAUCUUGGAGGAUCAGGUCCUUGGUUUACAUGGAAGGGUCCGAAGUUUCUUCAUCUUGAUCGUGUUUUUAAGAGGCUGGAUCGAGCCUGUGCUAAUGCAAGUUGGAAGACUACCUUUACUGAUGCUGGCGUUAAUGUACUUCCACGGAUUUAUUCUGAUCAUAGUCCCAUUUUGGUCUACUUGUCUAACUUGGACACAGGUUGGAAAAAUCGUCCCUUUCGCUUUGAGAUUGCUUGGAUGGAGCAUUAUAACUUUACUCAGUUUCUGGCUAGGAGCUGGAAUGUUGUGAAAGACACUAGAACGAAUCUGCAUGAUCUGACUCCAAAUUUAAAAAGAUGGAACAAGAUAGUCUUUGGCAACAUUUUCAAUAGGAAGACUAACCUAUUGCAUAGUAUUGCAGAAAUUCAGAAUCAUGUUGAUUAUCAUACCAACUUAUCUCUCCAAUCUAGAGAAAAAGAGGUUAGGAAGGACCUUGAUGCGGUUCUCAUACAAGAAGAGAUCUUAUGGUUUCAAAAAGCCAGGGUGAAAUAG
This is a messenger RNA of Gastrolobium bilobum, 2532 nucleotides long. RefSeq lists its product as uncharacterized. Gene Ontology annotation, molecular function: nucleic acid binding; catalytic activity; zinc ion binding. The record is from RefSeq and is a predicted model, not a curated record. The transcript has 4 exons. NCBI's taxonomy places the organism in Eukaryota, Viridiplantae, Streptophyta, Magnoliopsida, Fabales, Fabaceae. Bases 1 to 2532 code for a protein of 843 amino acids.